UUCAGGCAGUGAUUAUGGUGCUGAUAGAGAAGAUAAUGAUGACUUCCCAGAUCGCGUACCUUUGACAGACCCUGGACCUUUUAAAUAUAACAGGAAAAUGAUAAUUGUAUCAUUACCAUGUGCAGUGAUGGUUAUGACCUUAGUGGGAGAAAUAUUUUUGAUGGCUGCAAGUUUUGGUGCAGGAGUGAUUGUGAUUCUGGACCCCAAAGGUGAAAAGAAAAGAUGCCUGAUACUGUUCACUCUACUGUUUGUGUUUUGUCAUGCUUUUACCAUCUACUCCAUCCUUCCAUUGUUAUGGUUAUCAUUAUUCAACAUUUUCCUGAUUGGUAUAAUCAACAUGUAUGUAAUACUCACAGGGGGCUUGAUAGCUCUACAGUUCAACUACUUCAGAAAAUAUGAACAAAAACUUUCAUUGACUGUUGAACGUAUGUUAUUUUCUAUGUAUCCAUGGUGUUGUGUGACAUUGUUGACUUGGACAGCAUCAGCUCUCAUUAAAUGGCAGUUGAUUCCAUAUGUCUACCUAGCCAUUGGUUUUGUAUACCUACAGAUGUUUCUCACCCCUCAUACAUCAUCAUUCAAGUCAAUAAAGGAAGAUAAACCUGAUGACUUAGAUCUCAGUGUAUUACCAGAAGUUCUCUCCCUUCUCAUGGCAAUUGUAUAUUGUAUCUCACCAUCUUUGGUACACAUGGUACUUCAUUUCGUCAACGGCCCAUUUAACAACCUGUUCACAUUUACAGUUCUGAUGCAUCUUGUGUUCAUAUUUUCACUGAGUGUUUUCCUCACAUCUUUAAUGAGCCUCAGAGGUAUCUUUGACUACACAGGUUGGAAAUAUGAAUAUGUAGUGUAUGGUAGAAUGAUCAGUGGAACCAUCUGUACAGCACUGAUAUAUCCAGUACUAAUACAUUAUCAACUCUCCUCACAUUUCCUGCCAUGGUUACCAGCUGGGGUUAUUGUGUAUGCCGUGUAUGGAUUCCUCCUCAGUGAUAAAAAGUUCAAGAGUUUGUCAACAUUUUUAUUGCCUGUGCCUUGCAUUUUGUUUGGGUACUGGUUGACGUGGUUACCGUGGAAAAUUAUUUUUAUGCUACAGUUUGGUAUAGAGAUUAAGACAUUGUAUGUUCUACUUCUUGCUAACUGCAUACUGUGUUUUCUGAGUGUAUAUGCAGCAUCAUAUAGCAACCAGAAUGUGUUUGAAUGUCUAGUUAUUGCCGAGAGUGCUGUGUUUACAUUAUGUGAAGUUUUACUCUGCAGUAGAGGACUGUAUCCAAAAUCUUUCCUCAUCAUAACAUCGGCUAUAGUGCUUUAUGCUUUUCACAGGUUAUUCACAUCAAAGAAGUUGUCUCCCUUGACAACAACAGUGAGUUCAUCUGUACAUGUAACAAAGGCAUUGGCUGUAAUCAUUUACUACAUGAUAGGAACAGAAGAUGAGCUGACCAUAUAUAGAUGUGUAACUCUGUAUGUACUGUCUGCUGUCAUUGUCAGAAUUAUCUCCCUUGAGGGACAGUCUGACCACCAAGUGAAAGAUGUAUUGUACAACAUUAUUGCUUUGUGUGUUGCCAUAAUAAUGAACAGCAAUCCCAUACUGCACUUGUUAUGUGUAUAUGUAUUGUGGGAGGAGCCAACCACAACUGAUAUAUUAGGCUUAAGUGUGAUGGUCAGUGGCGUAAGUGUAGUAAUAGUUGGAUCUCUACAGCUACCUGAAAACUCUGUUCUGGCAGCUAGGCAGGUUGGUACUGUUUGUGCCAGCAUGGGGGUCCUUAUUCUUGUGCUCCAACCACAGAUAACCCCAGCAUGGAUGAGCAUACUGCAGUGGGGUGAUUUGGCCAGUGUGGUUCUAGUGGCUUGGGUUUUGUUGUCUAAAAGACAGUUCUCCUUGCAUGAGCUAUACACACUAGCAGCUACAGCUGGUAUAUGCCCUGGUAUACGGAUGUCUAUGCUGCUGUAUACAUACACAGACGAGAGCCAUGUUUGGGCUGCGAUUGGUCGAGGAUUUCUCUAUAUCCCAGCAUGCAUCUGUAUAAUAUCCUUACUGUUCAUUUUCCUAAAAAUAGAUACAGCGCAAAAGGAACUGGAGAAAAAUUUAUUGACAUUAUGCUGCAGCCUUGGGAUUCUUUCCAUCAUGUUACUAUUUUUAGACACAGGACUCCGUGACAAGAAUGAGGCUUUUAUGUCACUUCCUGCUUGGAAACUUUCCCUAGUUACAACAGGACUAGUCAGUUUUUCAUUGAAAAUCCUCUCUACUACACAGGAUCUGUUGAUACCACUUGUAGAAGAGAAAAAAGAGAAGGAAGUGCCGCGUCUUCCAUUUAUAGGAAAUAUAUCCAGUAUUUUAACAUUCCUGCUAGCCUGUAUACAGGCCCCUGUUCAUGGUAUUUUAUAUGACAUUUGGUGUUGCGGUGCAUCAUUGAUCCUGUUGUGUUUACAGAAAGAUAGAAGACUUUUAUACAAUAUAAAACAAGAAAACCAAAUAGUGCCAACUAUAUUCACAUGCAUUGCAAUUUUAUAUAUUUCAAGUAUAGUACACAGUGAUUUAUGGACUUUGGGAGGAUUGUCUUUUGUGCGUUCAAUUGUGGAAAUAUUGUCCCUACUGUCAGUUUUACCAAUGUUUUAUGUACUAUGGGGAAUAUUGUGGAAAUCGAACCUUGUUUUAUCAGAGCAAGUUGUAGUGUUCUUGUUACCAUUAAAUGCCGUGUAUCUGUUAUACGGAAGUUCAUAUACAAGUCAGGCAUUAGCAGUUGUAGGAUUAUAUGCAGGAAUUUGGAUGAUGAUGAUGAAAUUGCCGCUUCAUCCAUACAAGACGGAGUACUGAUCAUCUUGACACAAAUUUAGAAAAAAUCUGUCAAAGAUUACAAGAAAGUGUGUGAAAAAAAGUAUUUUUAAAGGUGACGGAUGGUUUGCAAGAAUGCUGUAGAAUCAAUGCUUUAGAUAACUGCAUAAUGUUGAUAGAACAUUGAUUCAGGAAAUAGUUUAUAGUGUUAACAGUGUGAUAUAAAAAGAGAUGAGAAAAAAAGUUAUGAUAUGUUCGGCAGUGUCAGAGUGAUUUAAAAUGUAAAAAGAUUUACUCGAAGAAAAUUUACAUUAAAUGACUAUAUGGAAACAGUGAAAGAAAUAGUGCUAUCAAGAGAAUAGAUCUGCUUGAAUUGAUACAAAGUUUUUCUAAGCUGUCUUAGUCAAGAAUUAUUUCCCAGUGCUUCGAAAAUUAACUGUUUUAAAAGGAAUGCCCCAACUUUUGCUAGAUAUGUUAUAUUAUCAUAAUUACGAGGGUUGUCCAAAAAAUUCGUGCACUGCAGUUAUUGUCAUGAGAGUUAUUGAUAGAAAAUCAUGAAUUAUAUAUCACUUGAAGGGAAAAUCUGUCUAAAAUAAAAAACAAAAGAAAAAAACGUGUAACCGGCAUGUCGUGAAAACGAAUCGUCAAACAGUUACCUUGGUAACGUAAUACCGGCGCACGACAAAAAAAUUGGUUAGUUAAUUUCUUUGAUGCAUCACGGUAUUCUUUAAACACUACAUAUAAAUGUGAAAAUUCAUGGAAAAGUGUGUGUACGUAUUCCUAACAUCACUUGAAAAUAUUACGUCAUUUGCCCUAUUGUAACGGUCGUAAACGAACAUUUGUGUGUGGUCGUCAAUACUGUAAUUACGUGAAAAUGUCAGUCGCUAAACGUCUGGAAAUGCAGACGAUCAUUAAAUUUUGUGCAAAUAUUGGGAAAACAUCAAUAUAUACCUACAAAGAACUUAAAAGGGCAAGCGGGACAAGUUCAGUGUCACGAAGGCUGGUUUUUAAAUGGCACAAACGCUCUGUAGAAGGGCGAGAGUCGGUAGACGAUGACAACCGGUCCGGCAGAAGUCCGUCCGUAAUGCCGGCGCAUGUGACAAGGGUUGUCCAAUAUAUUCGUGCACUGGUGAAAUAUGUUACAUGUACGUUGCAUAAGAACAAUAAAAACUACAAAAUAUAUUGCACCAAUCUUUCCUCUAUUGACAGUUAAACAAAUUAUACAUAAGAAGCAAAAUUUAAUACCACUUUACAAGCAACAAACAAUUAAUACAAUUACAGUAAUGAACUAACCCAAUUUUUUGUCGUGCGCCGGUAUUACGUUACUAAGGUAACUUAAUGACAAUUCUUUUUCACGACACGCCGGUUACUCGGAUUUUUUUUUUUUCUUAUUUGAGACAGAUUUCCCCUUCAAGUGAUACAUAAUUCAUUUGUUUUUAUUAAUAACUCUCGACAAUAAUUACAGUGCACGAAUUUUUUGGACAACCCUCGUAUAAUAUACAGUAGGCAUUUUCAGGAAUCGUAACACCUCCAAAAUAGUUAUGUGGCCAACACAUGGAAAAGUAAAAAACAUUAAUAGAACUUGUGUAUAAAAAUUUAUUAUUGAAGAGGAUGUAAAAUAUUUUAUUAAUUAUGUUCCAAUUUAACUAUCAUUGUACAAUUCUUUAUCAUGUGACAAAAAUGAUUGAAAUAAAUUCUUUUAUGAAAAAAAC
Ruditapes philippinarum (Manila clam) is the source of this 4476-nucleotide messenger RNA. RefSeq lists its product as uncharacterized. The coding region runs from base 98 to 2806 and encodes 902 amino acids. The transcript has 19 exons. The record is from RefSeq and is a predicted model, not a curated record. NCBI's taxonomy places the organism in Eukaryota, Metazoa, Mollusca, Bivalvia, Venerida, Veneridae.